Messenger RNA from Camellia sinensis, 2777 nucleotides. It is a transcript of the gene WNK3, whose product is annotated as WNK family serine/threonine-protein kinase 3. The record is from RefSeq and is a predicted model, not a curated record. NCBI's taxonomy places the organism in Eukaryota, Viridiplantae, Streptophyta, Magnoliopsida, Ericales, Theaceae. Gene Ontology annotation, biological process: protein phosphorylation. Gene Ontology annotation, molecular function: ATP binding; protein serine/threonine kinase activity.
UCGCACACUUUUCCUUCUUUCACACGUUCUGCUGCUGCUUCUUCUUCUUCUUCUUCUUCUUCUUAUCUCUCUCCUGACUCUCUGGAAUUUCAUCAUCAUUACCUCUUUGAAUCCAUUGAUAUAUAUAUAUAUAUACACACAGAGCUAUAUAUAUACAAUCAUCUUCAUCUCAUAUUGGCCUUGAAUUCCCUAAAUUGGAUCGCUCGUUUCGAUUAUUUUGAUCCGACUCUGAUCCCAAAACAACAAUCUGAAUUUCGAAACUUUAUCUCAUUACAUAUUCCAAUUCGUGUUCUCUAAACUCUGCGUGUUUUCUAAUCUGCUCAGAGAAUGCCCCAAGACUCCUCGUCCGAACCAGACCUGGACGAUCCUGUAGCCGAGUUCGUCGAGUCCGACCCUUCUGGUCGAUAUGGCCGGUAUAAAGAGGUCCUAGGAAAAGGGGCAUUCAAAAAGGUAUACAGGGCAUUUGAUGAAUUGGAAGGAAUUGAAGUGGCUUGGAAUCAAGUUAGGGUUGCAGAUCUUUUACGGAAUUCCGAGGACUUGGAACGAUUGUAUUCGGAAGUUCAUUUGCUUAAGACUCUUAAACAUAAGAACAUUAUUAAGUUUUACAAUUCAUGGGUUGAUGCCAAAAAUAAGAAUAUCAACUUCAUUACUGAGAUUUUCACUUCUGGGACAUUGAGACAAUAUCGUAAGAAACAUAAGCAUGUUGAUUUGAGAGCACUAAAGAAAUGGUCUAGGCAGAUAUUAGAUGGCCUUUUUUAUCUUCACAGUCAUGACCCACCUGUCAUCCAUCGGGACCUAAAGUGUGACAAUAUUUUUGUCAAUGGAAACCAAGGUGAGGUGAAGAUUGGAGACUUAGGACUCGCAACCAUUCUUCGCCAGGCACGUUCUGCUCACAGCGUCAUCGGUACUCCUGAGUUUAUGGCACCGGAGCUUUAUGAGGAGGAAUACAACGAGCUUGUAGAUAUUUAUGCCUUUGGUAUGUGCUUGCUCGAGUUGGUGACCUUCGAGUACCCAUAUGUUGAAUGCGUGAAUGCUGCUCAGAUAUACAAGAAAGUCACAUCAGGAAUCAAGCCAGCAUCAUUGGCAAAAGUAAAGGAUCCUGGAGUCAAAGCAUUUAUUGAAAAAUGUAUUGGAAAAGUCUCUCUCCGAUUGCCUGCAAGGGAACUUCUAAUGGAUCCUUUUCUCCAGUCAGAUGAAGAUAUUGAAAUGAUAGGCCGAUCCUUACCAUUCAAUCCUAAUGCAGCAGAUUCCAAGGACUCUGUUAUUGAGGGCAGUCUCAGUCGAGACUUCAUGGUGCAGGGUCAAAGGAAGGACCUGAACACUAUAUUUCUGAAACUAAGAAUAGCUGAUUCCACAGGUCAUAUUCGGAAUAUACAUUUCCCAUUUGAUACUGAGGUUGAUACAGCACUCAUUGUUGCUAGUGAAAUGGUUGAGGAGCUGGACCUGACAGAUCACGAUGUAUCAGUUAUUGCUGCGAUGAUUGACUCUGAAAUUCGUGCAUAUAUUCCAGAUUGGACACCCACAGAGCUUUCUGGAGUUAAUGUCGAUAGUGAAGUUGCAAUUUCUGAUAGCUCCGCCUUUGAAGGUAAGGAUGUUACUUCUCCGUCCACAGAUGGUUCUGCUCGUUCUACUGGUAGUCUUGUGUUGGAACGAUUGCCCUCAGGUCGGAAGUACUGGUCAGACUCACCCAAAACAGUAGGUGGAAACUCUCCAGUUAUGCCUGGCCCUUCAAACCCGUCUCUGGAAGAUUCAUUGACCCCUAGAGAUAGCUUGACUGAAGAAAAUGAGCAAUGUCAUGGUAGCCUGAAAGCUGGGGAUUCAAAUGAUGCUGCUUCACUUGAACAGCUGAAGGAUGAGCACAUGGUUAAUAUGAAAAAGAAACAAGCCGGUGUGUCCACUGAUUCACAAUUCGAUCCAUGCAAUGGAUCACGCAAAUUGGGGGAUAACAAUGAAACCCUAAGUGAUAUUGAUUCAGAUGGUGCCAGAAUCAUUGCAAAGAAACUUGAGCAUCUGUUGUUUGAGCAGCAAAAGGAGCUAGAUCAACUAAAGAUGAAGAAUGAAUUGGCUGUAUCAGAUCUCAUGAAGGAACUUCCUCUAGAAACUCGUCACAAAGUUUUCAGCUUUUGUAACCUAAAGAUUUCCGACUACAAAUUCUGUUGUCAAAUGCAAUGUUCUACGGGGAAUUCUUCAAAUUAAGGGUCUAAUUCGCAGAUAUGAGUGCUUCUGUAUUACAUUUCCAACUCAACUGUGGAAUAUAACUUGGAUAAAACAGGAGUCCAUGGCUGAAAAACGUAUAUAUCUUCAGAGAGAGGUUGAAUGCUGUGAAGGGAAACACCAAAUCUGGCAUGGGUAUUGCAGCAAGUUUGGGAGACACGGUGCAGGUUAUAGCUUGUGAAAUUUUUUAUGCUUGUGGAAAUCUUCUUUAUAAAAUCAUUCUUGAAGAUCCAGCACGAUCUUUCUUUCCCGUAAGGUAGAAGAUUACACGAUGCCACUGAGGUGAGACAUUGGCUCAAUACCAUUGAUGUCAUAUACGUUUUGCCAAUGCCUAAUGCAUAUUUUACAUGUCAUCCAUACAAAAGUUUAAUAUGCUUGUAGUUUUCUAUAGUUGGUACAAGUCAUCAAAUUUUCAUGGAUUGUAUAUUUGUACAUAUGGUUUAUAGUCCAUGUAUUAGCAACAAGAAAGGUUGAUUGCCUUCAAAAUGUGCCUGCUGAGAUGAACCUUAAUUAUAUCUUUCAGUUUUAUGGAUUUCAUGUUUGCGGCCUUGAAGGAGCAUGUA